Messenger RNA from Biomphalaria glabrata, 4892 nucleotides. RefSeq names its product transient receptor potential cation channel subfamily M member 8-like. The record is from RefSeq and is a predicted model, not a curated record. The coding region runs from base 334 to 3678 and encodes 1114 amino acids. Gene Ontology annotation, biological process: calcium ion transmembrane transport. Lineage: Eukaryota; Metazoa; Mollusca; Gastropoda; Planorbidae. The transcript has 33 exons. Gene Ontology annotation, molecular function: ligand-gated calcium channel activity.
CUUUAGUCUCCGAAAAAAACAACUAGAGCCGUGUAUCGAGCUUCGAGUCCCCUUGAUAGGAAGCUAAGCCAUGCUCAUGCAGCCUUAUUCUCUUGGUAGUGGCUUAUAAAUGUCUACAGCUAUAUAACAGCAUUUCUUGAUUCUGAAAGUUGUUGUUGUUUUUUUUGCUUCGUGAAAUAUACAUUCACUUCCAGGAGAGUUACAGCUAUUUAAGGUUAUCACCUGAAUAAGAUUUGUGUCUAUGAGUCAAAGGAUAGAACGCUAGACGCAUUAAAAGAAUAAAUAACACUACACAGUAUUAGACAUUAUUUGGUCAGAUGUCUCCGAUUUCAAAUGGCAUUCUCGUGUUUUAAAACAAGAAGCAAAUCACCAUCGAAGAAUCAAGUAAGCCCAGAGCCGAUAGGAAAGAAUAGGCCUAUCAUUAAUACAGGCGAUGGUAAGAAGUUGGACACAUUUUGUCUCAACUAUCCAGGGUUUGGUUAUAAGAUCACGACACACAAGGGAUACUUCCUGGAGAGAGAUGGCUCGGAACAAGUGAUUGAUACAGAAAAACUAGCCUCGUUAUGGAAUCUUCCAUCCAAUUCAAAGCUGAUGGCCUAUCUGAUUGGAUCCAUAGAGAAGGACGUCCACCACAAGACUUCCUAUGACAUCCGGGAAUUUAUCGCCCAUUUAGCCAAGUUUUUAGUUCGAAACAAUUCUUGGCUGUUAGCUGUGGGAGAAAAUGCUUCAUUCUUCAAAUGUUUGGGUCAUAUCUUGAAAAACACAAUGUUUGAGACAUCAGACACCAAGCCAGCCAUCGUCGGUGUGUCUCAAAAACCAGAUUUAAGUAGAUCACUCAGAACGAAAAACAGCCUGAGAUGGUACAAUGUAAGCAAAGAGGAAAUGGAAGAUUUAGACCAGAAUAUCAACCAUUACAUUUUCACUUCUGAUAUGAACGUUAGUGUUCAACAGUCUGAGACAAACACUACGACAGAUAACCAGAACCAGAAAAACAACGAAAAGGAAAAGAAGAACGAAAAGGCUAAAAAUACUUUUGAAUGUAUUUUUCUUUGCAACGGAACUUCAGAUUCUAUGCUGGACAUUGAGUUCAGUUUGAAAAAACAAAGGGCUAUCAUAAUACUUAAGCGAUCUGGAGGCGUAGCUGACAUUCUAUCAGACAUCAUUGAAAUACAGCAAAGAGAAGGGGAGUCCAACAUGGAGCACACUAAAAAUGUGGCUGCAAACAAGAUUUUGGAACUAAAACGAUUAAGUUCAAGCAGUGAUUUGGAUCAAGGCAAAAUAGUUGAAAUCAUUACAAUUAUUCUGAAACAAAUUGGCAAACAGGUACAAAUAUUGGACAUCAGUAAGAAACUAGAGGAAAAAAACAUAACAGAAGUUAUAUUCAAGGCUGUUGACGGGGCUGAAAGAGAGGCUAAACGCUUGAAUACAGACAGCUACAUAAUGCUGUGUUUACAUCUAGACCAACUUGAGAUCGCUGCUGAGAUUGGUGGUCUGUGGCAGGUGGUCGAGAACAAUAAUAAAGCAUUGUGUAAAGAGAUACUACAGACUGCUCUGUCAUUAAGACGUUACUCCUUUGUUCGCUACCUGCUAGAGCAGGGCCUUAAUCCAAACGAUUACAUUGAUGCAACAGAUGUCUCGCCUACAUUACAAUUGAUGAUAAAUCAAGAAAUGUCCAGAAAUGACAAUGAGAUUAGAGACGUCAAGAUGACACCGAAACAGAAAAGAACCGCGCUGCUAAUUAAAGAAUUUUGUGCCGAGGCUACGGAUAGGAAGAAAAUAGUAGCUGAUGACGUCAUGGGCGAAACUGAAGCUGCCAAAACAGCCACUUUGUUCAAACUUUCUAUAGUGGAAGAAAGAAUGGAGUUGGCAAAUAUCAUCUGGCAAAAAUUGGAUUCUCCUACAGGAGCUGCCCUCUAUGGCUACAAAAUACUAAAGGAGCUUCAUGAUUUGGAGCCACACAUUGAACAGCAGUUACAAAUCAAAGAAUGGAUGAAACACUUUCAAAACUACGCCAUAGAAACCAUAAACAGAACCUACAAUAAGCAGCCUGGCGAGGCAAUCAAAUUGCUGGGGCAGAAGAUGGAGAACUGGGGUAACACCACUUGCCUCAUGUUGGCGCUGACUGGGGGCAACAAGACGUUUUUGUCACAGCUAGCCUGCCGAGAGUUUAACAGCAGGAUCUGGUACUUUGGAAGUCUUGUGGGAACUAAAGAAGUCAGUCUGAACCAUGAAAGUGAGACGGACAAUAUUUCUGAAGGUUUCUCUGAAUCUAAAUGCUGUACUUUGAGGGAAGACAUCAAAGAUUCUAUGCGAUAUUUCUUUGCGCCAUCAGUGUUAUGCUAUUUUCGAUUCUUGAGUCACGUGGCAUUUUUAAUUCUUUUCGCCAUCAUCCUGAUAUCUAUACUGCGCGUGGAAUCAUUUCAUUGGCUAGAAUGGUUGCUAUGGGCCUGGGUCGGAACCUAUCUCUUCGAACAAAUCAACCAGAUUGCAAGGAAUCCAAUCAAGUUAUUCCCCUUGUACCCACUGAGUCAAUUUUUCCUACUGGAAUUUGGUUCAAUUCUUCUGUUUGCCGUUGCCUGGGGUCUACGACUGGUAGCCUAUUUUUUUCCCGAGAAUCCAGACUACAUGACCUGGGCUCGAGUCUUGCUGAGUAUCGACUUCAUCACAUUCUCAGUUUCUACUCUAGAGGUCUGCUGUAUACACAGUUUCUUUGGACCUAUACUCCUCAUGAUUAUGAAGAUGUUCAAAACCCUUGCGGCAUUUCUUCUCAUUGUGGCGAUAUUUUUUAUCGCUUACGCCAUUGCCUCUGAGUCAGUUCUUUAUCCAGAGUCUCGUAUCAGCCCACUGUUGGUAUUCCAUCUGUUGAAGAAAGCUUUCUGGGUUUUAUUUGGAGAGUUCUUCUUGAGCGAAUUAGAAAAUGGUCAAAGUUGUACAAGAGACCCUGCCCUAUAUAACACCUACAGUGAACUGAGGUGCCCAACUACUGCUGGUUCCUAUUAUGUGCCUCCCUUGAUGGGUGCCUACUAUGUCAUUGUGAAUAUAAUGUUGUUUAACUUACUGAUUGCUCUAUUUAGUUCGACAAUUGAGAAAGUCAGUCAACAGGCUCUGGAGGUCUGGCACCAUCAGUCUCUGCAGAUGACACUCAAGUACGCUAAAGUUAUUGUACUACCACCACCAUUUACGAUCUUUACACCGUUCUUGUGGAUAUGUAGGUCUAGCGAUGUAGACCAGCCAUUUAGCAAAGAGAUAACGAAACAAAACUUAGUCAACUUAAAGAAAAUAGAAGUGGACGAACAACGAAAUUUCAUUCAGUAUAUGGACGUGAAGGGAAGUUUACCGGUCUGCAAGUGCAAUUUCAUCUGCCAGCAUAAAGAUUCUGAUAAAAAGGAUCAAACAAAAAUCUACAUUAAAGACAUGGCUAGUCAGACAGACUCUUAUGAAUAUGAAUGGAAGCGUAUGUAUGGCGAUGUACUGGUCUCAGAGGUCCCCAAACGAGCAGAAAGCAUCUUGAGAGCUAAAGAAAAGUCGAAGGAAGACAAAAAAUAUUUUGCUAUGCGUUCUAGAAACAGGAGCGGCAUUCAGUGGAAGCUGGUUGGCAUCAAGAAAGUGAAAAAGACUCGAAAGGGAGGUAAUACAGUUCCAUCCGCUGUUCUCCCUGAGAUCGAGUAUCUGGACUAGACUAGACACAAUGAUCUUCAACAAUGCUGGGAAAUAUUCAAACUAGUAAAAAACUGUACUUUUAUUUAACGAAAACAAAGAAUGCAACCAGAACUAUAAUAGACUUUAGUUAUUCCAUAAGUUUAUAGCGUGACAACGUAAUCUGUUGUUGAGGAGGAGAUAAAUAUAACCAAUCAUUUUAUUUUUUUAAUUUCAUGAGUUAUUUCCCUUACAAUAUGUUAUGGGAGUUAAAACAUCUUAGAUAACGUUUUAACAGAUUGCAUAUUAAAUAAUACUGCCUUAUAUGCAUGGCCGAAUUGAAGAAAGUCUUAAUCUUAUCUCUUGCUAGAACUAACGUAAAUGAAGCUGACUCAGUUAAUGUACGCUACUUGGUAUUUGAUAUCACAUUUAAUUGAGUAUUGUGUACUGAAUGUUGUAUUAUCCAUUAAAAACUAACCCGCUUCUACGAAGUGCCAUUGUUCUAUGUAUAAUGAAAGUUGAUUGUGAAGUGUUCUGCUAUUUCUAGUUAUGUUGAUGCUAGUAUAUUGCAUCGCGUAAAUUGGAUUUUAGACAAAUAUCGAGCUGCGAAACAUAUUGGAGUGAGACCUUUUUUUAAAUCAAAUAACUAAUACAUAAAUUACACUGAAUGGAAGAAGUUCGAGGUCACUUCCAUCCUCCGUAAUUUAAAAACACUAAAUGGACACAGUGCGAUGUCGUCUAAGUCCUGUCAAAUAUUUACAUAUCACUGAAUGGAAAGAGUUCGGUUUUGCCUAAGUCCUGUACUUAAAAAACACUGCAUGGAAACAAUCUGAUGUGGCCUAAGUCCUGUCAAAUAUUUACAUAUCACUAAAUGGAAACACUUUUAACAUUCCGAUGUAGCCUAAGUCUUAUACUUAAAAAAACACUGAAUGGAAACUGUCCGAGGUCUUCUAAGUCCUGCCAGAUAUGUAAAUAACACUGAAUGGAAACAGUCUGAUGUAGCCAAAGUCCUAUCCAACCUAUUGAAUCACUACACAAAAUACAACAAUGUUUCCAUAUAGUGAAUACUGUUACUGACCAUGACAUUGACAUGUAAUUGAAUUUACAAAAUUAUUUUUAUAUGCAUUAAACUUCGUAUUCUGACCAUUUCACAACCCGUUUUCUUAAUUAAUUUAAUUAUCAAAUGUAGUUAUUGUUGCAUCUUGCUAAAAAUGAUUUUUAUUCUAUUUUGUAGUUAAUAAAUUUGUAUUUAUUUG